AUGAGAUUCCUGUGGCUUCUCCUGGCAUGGCUAGCAUUGGCAGCCUCUGCCGAUUUGCUCAUCGCGGGCAAAGAUCCUUUGAAACGGGAAGUCUCUGGUGCGACCAAAUGCGGCCUUGAAAUUGUCGAUGGCAGCACCAGCACCAGCACCAAGCGCAGCGUCGGAUACAUCCGGCUUGAGCGCAAUGCCACCGGGGCAACAACAACGACGACGAAGGCCCUAGCAAAACGGAUGAGGCUGCCGGGACAAUCCCUGGGAUUGUUCUACCAAGAAGAGUUCACCAAGCUUUCAAAAAGGGUCGUGACACGCGGCUCGGCACCCAAAGCAACCUGGCUGAGUGCUGCGAUCAUGCAGGAAUUCGGCCGAUUACGGCGCAAGGAGUGGAGUACCGGCAUAGAGGGCCUGAAGGGUUGCACAACCAUGUACAUCAUUAGCCGCAAGGGGGUGUAUGUGACGCACUGGUGGGAGAAUAUUUCCUUCGACCCGGACGCAAUAUGGCGGGAGCCGGAGAAUGAAUCGGACGAUGAGCUUACGCCGGAGGACCUAUUCCAGCUCACAGUCCUCGAUAUGUUGACGGACGGAGGGAAAUACCACGCUAAGCUCGAUGGCGACCUGAUCGAGGACGAUUAUAUUCGCGCCUACCUGAUCCGUCCAAUCAAGGCUUACAGGCAGUAUGACGAUCCUACUGAAGCCGAUUACACCGAACAGUGGAAUCAGAUUCGGGCCAAGGUCGGCGAGCUGGUGCCCACGCUGCAAGAUCAAUCACGCUGGACAGACAUCACGUAUGAGGCGGUGGAGGAUGAAAAUGAACUCGAUGACCCUAUUACAGUCCGAGGAAGGAACCUCUUCAAAUACGACAAAGCUCAGGACAUAGGGGGAGGCCAGACCCAGAAAUGGGCUAUGUUGUGGGUUGAAGGCCGCACGGAGCCGUAUCAUCAGGAUAAAUGGUGAGAUCCAGAUGGGAUAUAGGUCACGGGAAGCAAUGCAUGGCGUGAAAGCCAUGGUCCAAGGAAGUAAAGAAGUGGUGGUGAAGGUUAGAGGAGCA
Messenger RNA from Aspergillus ibericus CBS 121593, 1045 nucleotides. RefSeq lists its product as uncharacterized. Lineage: Eukaryota; Fungi; Ascomycota; Eurotiomycetes; Eurotiales; Aspergillaceae. The transcript has a single exon. Bases 1 to 951 code for a protein of 316 amino acids. The record is from RefSeq and is a predicted model, not a curated record.